This is a messenger RNA of Sorex fumeus (smoky shrew), 3520 nucleotides long. RefSeq names its product scavenger receptor cysteine rich family member with 5 domains (gene SSC5D). The record is from RefSeq and is a predicted model, not a curated record. Gene Ontology annotation, cellular component: membrane. NCBI's taxonomy places the organism in Eukaryota, Metazoa, Chordata, Mammalia, Eulipotyphla, Soricidae. Bases 29 to 3520 code for a protein of 1163 amino acids. The transcript is spliced from 16 exons.
UGCAGGACGCCCUUCCAGGGAGCCUCACAUGCUGGACAGCGGGCUAGGGGCCACUCGGGCCAGGUCCCCACCCCAGAGCUGCCUCGAGGGUCCAGAGGGGAUCUGUCCCCACCCCGUGCUGGGUUGUGCUCCCAGGCCUCUACCCCUGUGCAGUGCAGCCCUGAUGGGGAUCCAAGCUGUCGAACGGCUGCGCCUGGCUGACGGCCCCCACAGCUGUGCAGGGCGGCUGGAGGUGAGACAUGGUGGUCACUGGGGGACCGUGUGUGACGAUGGCUGGGACCUGCGGGACGCAGCGGUGGCCUGUCGGGCACUGGGGUGUGGGGGGGCGCUGGCCGCCCCGGGGGGCGCCUUCUUUGGGGAGGGCACGGGUCCCGUGUGGCUCAGCGAGCUGGACUGCCGCGGCGGCGAGGCGGGGCUGGGCCUGUGCGCACACCGCGGCUGGAAGGCACACGUCUGCUCACACGAGGAGGACGCCGGCGCGGUCUGUGCAGGUCAGCGUGUGGCCGACAUGGGGGAUGGCGAUCAGUCAGCCUCGCCCCUUGAUGCAGACCCCCUGCUGGUGCUGUCUGGGGCCCUGAGUCCUGACUCGGAGGAGCCCCCCCAGAGGUCACAACCUGCUGGGAUCCACGCUCCUCACCAGGCUGGGACCCCCCAGAACAGCGCCCGGAAGAAAAGUCCACGUCCACCCAAGCAGGUCAAGUCCACACGCGCCCCCGUGCUGAGUGCAGGGGCUCCCCGGCAGGAGCGGCUGCGCUUGGUGUCGGGCCCCCAUGGCUGCGCUGGGCGGCUGGAGGUGAGACAUGCUGGGCGCUGGGGGACCGUAUGUGACGACAGCUGGGACCUGCAGGACGCGGCCGUGGCCUGCCGGGAACUGGGCUGCGGCGAGGCACUGGCCGCCCCCGGAGAAGCCAGGUUUGGGACCGGCGCAGGGCCAGUGUGGAUGGAUGAUGUGGGAUGCAGAGGCAGUGAGCUGGCCCUGCGGGACUGUCCCCGGAAGCCCUGGGGCCGCAGCAACUGUGACCACAGCGAGGACGCAGGGCUGGUGUGCAGCGGUCCAGCCCCACGGCUGCGCCUGGCUGAUGGCCCCCACGGCUGUGCCGGGCGGCUGGAGGUGUGGCAUGCAGGGGUCUGGGGGACCGUGUGUGAUGACGGCUGGGACCUGCGGGAUGCGGCGGUGGCCUGCCGGGCGCUGGGUUGUGGCAGGGCGCUAGCCGCCCCUGGGGGCGCCUUCUUCGGGGAGGGCCCGGGGCCCAUCCUCCUGGACAACGUGCGCUGCCGAGGCAAUGAGACAGCUUUGAGCUUCUGCCCUGCUCGGCCCUGGGGCCAGCACGACUGUCACCACCGAGAGGACGCGGGGGCCGUGUGUGAUGCCCCUGCCAGCAACAGCAAUGGCUCCACACCCAGGGGGGCACCACGGCCAGAGUCCUCCAUGCUCCCCGCUGCGAGCCAAGCCCCCAGGACAAGGACUGCAGACGUGUCACCCCCUCCAGCACCCCCCACUGCCUCCCACGAGUCCAUGCCGGAAGCUGGGUCCCCCCGGCUGCGCCUGGUGGCAGGGCCCAGCAGGUGCUCGGGGCGGCUGGAGGUGUGGCACGGCGGGCGCUGGGGGACCGUGUGUGAUGACGCCUGGGACCUGCGGGACGCGGCUGUGGCCUGCCGGGAGCUGGGCUGCGGGGCAGCACAGCCACAGGACCCUGCCAUGGGCCGCUUCGGGUGGGGCUCUGGCCCCAUCUGGCUGGACGAUGUGGACUGUGUGGGGACUGAAGCAUCGCUCUCUGACUGCCCCGCCGCCCCCUGGGGGAAGCACAACUGUGCUCACAACGAGGAUGUCGAAGUGACCUGCACAGGGACCUCUGGUCUUGACACCCUCUCAGACCCCUUAAGCUGGAGCUGGAACCCGGACGCCUGGCUCCCAGUGGAGCUGGUAACCAAGCACCCUGUCAGGCUGGCCACCAGUGUCUCCAUGGAGAAGCCCACCAGCCCCAUCCUAGGGAAGAUGCCCAAGAGCACCAGGAAGUGGGCAAGAAAAGGCGCCAAGUGGCCGACCACGAAAGCCCCCCAAGGCCGCCUGGAACUGACCUCCCAGGCCACCGUUUCCCCCACCGAGGCUCUCUCCAGGCUGCCUUCACACCCCGCUGCAGCACAGACUCCCAGGGACCUCACCACUCAAGACCCCCAAGACAUGACCUUGGGAGGCACCACACAGCACAGCCCCCUGACCUCCGUGGGGGCACCUCCACCAUCCUCCAAAGAUCUUUCCUCCACUGGAAGCCCGGUGGAAGACUCAGGGCUGUUCAGGAUCCGUCUGGCCGAUGGGCCCAACCGCUGCGCCGGGCGGCUGGAGGUGAGGCGCGCGGGCCGCUGGGGGACCGUGUGUGACGACGGCUGGGACCUGCGGGAUGCGACGGUGGUCUGCCGGGAGUUGGGCUGCGGCCGGGUGCGGCCCCGUGUGGGCAAGACCCACUAUGGCCCUGGCACAGGCCCCAUCUGGCUGGACGACGUGGGCUGCAGGGGCGCUGAGGACUCGCUGAGCCACUGCCUGGCAAGCCCCUGGGGCCAGCACAACUGUGACCAUGAAGAGGAUGUGGGGCUCACCUGCACAGGCCAAACAGACGCUGACGACUAUCCUCCCUGGACCUGGGACCCCACCUCGGGGGAGGACCUGGCCAAGGGGAGCACCAACAUUGGGCUGUCCAGCAACACACUCCACUGGGGCAGCACCUCCCCUGCAACAAGGCACCUUCCGAGUACAGAUGGUGAGGAAGACUCUGAGCCUUCCUGGAUGUGGGACACGCCCUCAAGUGGGACAUUGGCUCAGGGAACCCCAACAGCAAGCCCAUCACGAGCUACUUCUGCCAUCAGCACCACUAGCAGCCCUGACCGCCAUGCUCCAGCUCCAAGGGCCCGCGGGGACCAAGGUGCCGCGGGCAUCGGCCAGCGGAAGCUGGAGCGUCGCACGCUGCGCCCCGCAGCGCAUGGGGCCGCGACCCCCACCGCCUCUCCAGCCCCCGCCACCGGGUCCGCAUCCCCCGGGCCCUCGUCGACCCCUCGCACACCGCCGCGGCGCAGUGCCAAGGCAACGUCUAACAGAGGGCUGGCCCUGCCCGCCGUGUCCAGGGAACUGGCCUCUGACCCCUCUAUGCCCAUGACUGUGCCCGGCAGCACCCCUACGUCGGCACUGAGCCCAGAACCGCCGGCCACUCAGCACCCCACCACGCGUCCAGAAUCUUCCAGAUCCUCAGACGUUCCCACCAGCCUCCAGCCCAUCACACCUCCUUCCCCAGUCACAAACACUGCCCCCACCGGCCCAUGCGUGACCCCGACACCGCCUCUGCGCGUGAUGGCCUGCGAGCCAGCAGCCCUGGUGGAGCUGGUGGCAGCCGUGAGGGAGGGACUGGCGCAGCUGGGAGAGGCCGUGCGGGAACUGGGCAGGGGCACCUGGCAUGCCAGCACAUCUGCACUGUCCACAGCUGUCCCAGAGGAGGAGGAGGAGGAGCGGCCUCUGAGGGGGGACGUGUGA